AUGGACGCCGCUCAGAUCAUGGCUGCCCUCACCCCGCCACCCACUGUGGACCCCUCCACCACCAUCAAGAUGGAGGACCUCCACCAGACCCCCUUCACAUCGGCACCCUCGCACGCCGAUACAUCAAGCCCCGCACCCGCUGCUCACGAGAGCAAGGCGGUUAAGAAGCGGAAGUCGUGGGGGCAGGUGCUCCCAGAGCCCAAGACGAACCUGCCCCCGCGCAAGCGAGCCAAGACCGACGACGAGAAGGAGCAGCGCCGCAUCGAGCGUGUCAAGCGAAACCGCCUGGCCGCGCACAACUCGCGCGAGCGCAAGCGUCAAGAGUAUGAGCUCCUCCAGGCCGAGAAGGACCAAAUGGAGGAAGACCUCAUCGCUGCCAGGCGCCAGAUCGCCGCCAUGGCCACUGAGCUCAAGGCCUACCGCCAGAAGUACCCCGGCGAGGUUCCCGAAGCCAACCUUAGCAUCGACCUCGACAACACCUCGGUCUCAGAGUACAGCUCGUUCACGAGCCCCGACACCAUUAACCCGGCCAAGACCACCUCUUCGACUGGAUUCCCCAGCCCCGUCUCCAUGACCUUGGACAGCUUCGACUCCCCGCGCGAUUCGUCGUGCGCCCCCGAGACGCCCAACUUCAGCGAGGCCGCCGUUGACUUCGACCAGACACGAUAUCCUGCAGAGAUAUUCGCCCACGGCCUCCCUGUCGGCGAUAUGGGCUUUCCUGUCGCUUUUCAAUCUCACACUCCCAUGGACAACAAGCCUAUUGAGGACCUUUUCGACUUCGACCAGUUCCAGAACACAGAAUUGGGAACUACAACGGGCCUUGUUGACAGCGACCCCUUCUUCACGCCCGUCCUCUUCGACGGCCACCACGCUCCCGAUUUUGACCUUUCUGACCACCUUGAUGCAAAGCACUUCGACUUGCAGACAGCCUCUGGCGCAGCCACUGCUAGCGACGAGGCUCUCGCAGCGUAG
Messenger RNA from Didymosphaeria variabile, 972 nucleotides. RefSeq names its product transcription factor that binds to CRE motif (gene HAC1). The record is from RefSeq and is a predicted model, not a curated record. Lineage: Eukaryota; Fungi; Ascomycota; Dothideomycetes; Pleosporales; Didymosphaeriaceae. Gene Ontology annotation, biological process: positive regulation of transcription by RNA polymerase II. The transcript is spliced from 2 exons. Bases 1 to 972 code for a protein of 323 amino acids. Gene Ontology annotation, molecular function: DNA-binding transcription factor activity, RNA polymerase II-specific.